AUGGAGCGCUUUCUCGUGCGGAGCAAACCACCAACCACCAGUGCAGAGACUGCCGAGUCCGACAACCCACCGAAAGAAAAGAGGAAAAAAACUGUCAGCCGACAGUAUCAUGAAAGUUACCUGUCUUAUGGCUUCAGUUGGACCGGGGAUGUCAACAUUCCUCAGCCGGAGUGCGUCCUCUGUCGGGAGAAGUUAGCUAAUGCUAAUAUGGUUCCAAGCAAGCUGAAGAGGCACUUGGAAACCAAACAUCCCUUCCACGCAGAGAGAAACCUGGCCUAUUUCAAAAGAGCGGCUUGCAAAAAAAUUGCAGGUGUCAUGCUGGGUCCAGAUGCCGCAAAUGAGCUAUCCAAGGUGCCGGCAUCUGAUAACACAAUCAAAAGAAGAAUCGAUGACAUGUCAGAAGACAUUGAACAACAUUUAACAGAGAAACUGCAGGCGAGCGGCAGAUUUUCUCUUCAAAUAGAUGAGUCGACCGACAUAAGUGGGGCUGCCCAGCUCCUGGCAAACGUCAGGUAUGUUGACGGCGACUCUAUUAAAGAGACUUUUUUCUUCUGUAAAGAAAUGGCAAGCCAUACAACGGGAGAAGAAAUAUUCAAGGUAACUGAUAACUACUUAAAAGAAAACAAUCUGUGCUGGAGUAUGUGCGUCAGUCUGUGCACGGAUGGUGCGGCAUGCAUGACGGGGAGAGUGAGAGGCUUUAUUGCAAAGGUAAAAGCACAAAAUCCACAGAUAGUGACCAACCACUGCAUUUUGCACCGAGAGGCAUUAGUUGCCAAAACGAUGCCCCCGGAGUUGACUGAGGUGCUGAAUCAGGCUGUGCAGAUGGUGAAUUACAUCAAAUCAAGGCCCCUGAAAUCUCGCCUUUUCUCCCAGCUGUGCGCUGAGAUGGGAGCCGACCACCAAAGCCUGAUCCUCCACACAGAGGUACGGUGGUUGUCUCGGGGGAAAGUCCUAUCCCGUUUUUACGAGCUUCGGGAAGAGCUUUUGGAAUUUUCACGUGAACACGCUGUCCCGCAUAAGGACAGGCUCGCGGAUGAGAGGUGGUGCGCCAGGCUGGCUUACCUUGCAGACAUAUUUGGGCAUCUCAACGAGUUAAACGCCAAGCUUCAGGGCAGGAAUGAAAACAUUUUAUCAUCCACAGACAAGAUUCGGGGGUUUAUGGGCAAACUGACCCUGUGGCGCGAGGCUUUGGAACAGGGCUCCAUGAACAUGUUCCCGCUGGCAUCAGCUGCGCCACAGGCAGCCAGUGAGCGCGCUAUAUAUGCCGAACACCUUCAGACCUUAAAAGAGAGGUUUGAGCGCUAUUUUCCACGUGUGGCCGACAUCGAGGACAAUGACUGGAUCCGAGACCCAUUCAACCAGGAGUCCGAGUCCUCAACCGAGAAGCUCACUAUGAAGGAGAGAGAGGAGAGCGCAGAGCUCCGAGCGGACCGCACGCUGAAACUAAAAUUUAGUGAGCUCACACUCGAUCAGUUUUGGUUGGUUUGUGCAUCAGAAUAUCCAACCAUCUCCACCUGCGCGAUCGACCAACUUCUUCAUUUCCCCACCACCUACCUGUGUGAGUUGGCGUUCUCCACUCUUGUUUACAUGAAGAACAAGACCAGGUCACGGCUCUCUGUUGAGCAGGACUUGCGAGUGGCCCUCUCCUCAGUGCCACCAAGGAUUAAAAAAAUCUGUGCGCCCCGACAGGCACAUGUGUCCCACUGA
This is a messenger RNA of Scomber japonicus (chub mackerel), 1707 nucleotides long. Its product is annotated as zinc finger BED domain-containing protein 5-like. The transcript has a single exon. Lineage: Eukaryota; Metazoa; Chordata; Actinopteri; Scombriformes; Scombridae. The coding region runs from base 1 to 1707 and encodes 568 amino acids. The record is from RefSeq and is a predicted model, not a curated record.